Molecule: messenger RNA, 1110 nt
Organism: Nematolebias whitei (Rio pearlfish)
Lineage: Eukaryota; Metazoa; Chordata; Actinopteri; Cyprinodontiformes; Rivulidae
Product: katanin p80 WD40 repeat-containing subunit B1
Exons: 8
Coding region: 460-1110 (216 amino acids)
Biological process (GO): microtubule depolymerization
Cellular component (GO): katanin complex
Molecular function (GO): protein binding
Source: RefSeq, a predicted model, not a curated record
GAUAUCUAUGAUAUAUGAUAUCUAUGUCUGAAACUGUGGUUAGCGGAAGUGACGUUUGUAGUUCAGUUGCUAAGCUGCGGCGGGUCAAACAGACACACGUCAAGUGUUAGCUGGUAUUAGCAGCACCUUUAACAGCGUUCGUUGGUCCCGGCUCUGUUUGUUUCGGAUCGGAACAACCGGUACCCGUGAAGCUGCUAACUGAGGUUAGCUUUAAUCAUACGGGAGUUUUGCUCAGUGGCCACUUAGAAUAGCUGCUGUCGACGUGAUAUAACUUGUUUACAAACCGCUUCGACCGGAACCAGGAGUAAUGGAGCUUCUUGGAUCGUUGUACAAAGUUUAACUUUAGCAGAACCCUCGGGUGUCUGUUCAGGUUAAAUAUACAUUUUCAUCUCACAGGUGAACAAAGAUGCUCUUGAAUUAACCUGAGCUCUGGUCCUGAUUCUCCCUGUCUGACCCAAAAUGGCUUCUGCUAGCAGCACCAAGAUCUCAUGGCAACUGCAGGAGUUCGAGGCUCACUCACGAAGCGUUUCCUGUCUAGCUCUGGGAAAAAGCUCCGGCCGCCUUCUGGCCACUGGAGGAGAGGACUGCAAAGUGAACAUCUGGGCUGUCAACAAGGCCAACUGCGUCAUGAGUUUGAAGGGUCACAUGAACCCGGUGGAGUGUGUCCAGUUCAAUACUUCAGAGGAACAAGUUGUGACCGGGUCUCAGUCUGGAUCCAUACGACUUUGGGACCUGGAGGCUGCCAAGAUGUUACGCACUCUGAUGGGACACAAAGCCAACAUCACCAGUUUGGGUUUUCAUCCGUUUGGAAACUUUCUGGCCUCUAGCUCCAUGGACACGAACAUAAAGCUGUGGGACAUCCGGAGGAAGGGUUACGUGUUCAGGUACAAGGGUCACACCCAGGCCGUACAAAGCCUGGCAUUCAGUCCAGAUGGGAAGUGGUUGGCCUCAGCAAGUGACGAUGGCACUGUAAAGCUCUGGGACCUGUAUCAGGGGAAAACCAUCACAGAGUUUACAUCUCACUCUGCAGCUGUCAACUGUGUCCAGUUUCACCCCAAUGAGUACCUUCUGGCAUCUGGCAGCUCUGACAGGUCCGACCACACCAUCUGA